AUGUUAUUUGGAGAUGCCUCAGCUUGCAUCACCAUUAAUGGUCGGAAGUCUGAGGCUUUUGGCCUUUUCAGAUCCAUUUGCCAGGGGUGCCCUCUAGCUCCUGCUUUAUAUGUUCUUGCAGCGGAAGGGUUUGGCUACUUACUUGCUAAUGCUAUCAUUGUUGGGCAUGUCUGUGGUAUCUCCCUGCCUGAGUCACCUUCCCAACUUGUCAAUGGCCACUUUGCAGGUGAUUCCUUUCUCACUCUCAUUGAGGAUGAAGAUAAUGUGCAGUCUGCUCUUCAGUGUCUUAACACUUUUUGCUUGGCUUCUGAUUUGGCCAUUCAAUGGCACAAGAUGCAAUGUUACAGAUAG
Molecule: messenger RNA, 351 nt
Organism: Cryptomeria japonica (Japanese cedar)
Lineage: Eukaryota; Viridiplantae; Streptophyta; Pinopsida; Cupressales; Cupressaceae
Exons: 1
Coding region: 1-351 (116 amino acids)
Source: RefSeq, a predicted model, not a curated record